Molecule: messenger RNA, 935 nt
Organism: Saprolegnia parasitica CBS 223.65
Lineage: Eukaryota; Oomycota; Saprolegniomycetes; Saprolegniales; Saprolegniaceae
Exons: 8
Coding region: 80-868 (262 amino acids)
Source: RefSeq, a predicted model, not a curated record
CAGUUGUCGCACUUGUUCGUAAAACGAGGCGCCGGUUCCCGCCUGCCCACUUGGAUCUUGGCGCCGAGACGCUUGAAGCAUGGCCUUUCUGGAUGCGUGGGUCGUGGACAAGACGAUGUUCGAAUACGUGAGCAAAGGCGGCUGCUCGUGCUGUGGCAUCUCUUCGGCCAUGAUCAACUUUGCUGCGCUGGACGCGCCGUGCUCCGACUGGGAGACGGACGACGAAGACCGCGAAAUGUUCUCGCCGUGGCCGACGUUCAUCCACGAAGACGUCCAGAAGCAGCGCGUCAUGAUCCGACACCGCCUCAAGCAGCACUUGCCAUUGUACGCGUCGUUUUGGGCCGAGCACGGCGCCGCCUUUGCCACGUGGUGGACCCAGCUAACGGCUGCCACCAAGUUUCGAUUGUUCCAGCUCCCGGAAGCCGACGUCACGGCUUACGUGCACUCGCACGCCGACGUCCAUGGGCCUUACGGCAUCGUGCUUGCGACCGUCACGGAGCAAAUCAAGCAUUUCUCCGUGACGGGGUAUGUCGACGGCCGCACGGUCGCCGAGGUGGCCUUCGAGCGCCAUCUACAGUUUGAAAAAAGCGCGUUCACGCUAGCGCCAAGCUACCUGGCGCUACCGGCCAACGCCCCAACGGGGUUCUGUGCCCUCUUGCAGCACUUUCUCGCGGGUCCUCGCCUCUUGCCGGCGUCGACCGACGAGACGAGCGGCGACAACAACGACAGCGCGACGACGAGCCGGGCACCCGACGCCGUCCAAAGCUUUCGUUCGGACCGCCGCGUGGUCCGGCUCGUCCUUGCGCGGCUCUUGGCGGACGUGGUCAUGGCCAAGUACGAGCGCAGCCGCACGGAGAAAGCAACUUGAUUUAUAUAUGCACCUCUGACGACGCCUACGCCUCGGCCUUGACGACGUCGGGUUUGACACCUUCGGA